AUGGAGAAACAAGGAGAAAGCUGUGAAGUUUAUCUGACUGCACAAAGCCAAGAAAAAAAAUCCAUACACAAACGUUCAACUCAGGAAAGAAACACAGGGCUGCCUCUCCAGCUGCUGAACAUGUGUGGAGAUGCUUCGGCUGCUGUUCAGCUGUCGGGGGAUGUUCUGAACAGCACCUCCUCCCGCGGCAUCCUCACGCUUCAGCUCGCCCUCUCAUUUGGGAACACCCCUCGGCCCCCCAGCCGUGCCCCCCCCCUCCACAAGCCAGGAAAGAACCGCAGGCCUGCCUCUCCAGCUGCUGAACAUGUGUGGAGAUGCUUCGGCUGCUGUUCAGCUGUCGGGGGAUGUUCUGAACAGCACCUCCUCCCGCGGCAUCCUCACGCUUCAGCUCGCCCUCUCAUUUGGGAACACCCCUCGGCCCCCCAGCCGUGCCCCCUCCCUCCACAAGCAAGGUGCUCUCAUGAACCUGGAAAACCUCUCUUCGUCUCCCACGCCGAUGCCGAGCUUCCCCUGUCACCUCUCAUUGCCGUCGCGCGGGAUUCGUACCGGGGUCGCCGCGCCCGCCUCCGCAACCCCUUCUACCCGCUGACCAAGGAGUCGUACGGCGCCUACGCCGUCAUGUGCCUCUCCGUGGUGAUCUUCGGCAUCGGUAUCAUGGGCAACAUGGCAGUGAUGUGCAUCGUCUGCCACAACUACUACAUGCGGAGCAUCUCCAAUUCCCUGCUGGCCAACCUGGCUUUCUGGGACUUCCUCAUCGUCUUCUUCUGCCUGCCGCUCGUCAUCUUCCAGGAGCUCACCAAGAAGUGGCUCCUAGAAGACUUCUCCUGCAAAAUCGUCCCGUACAUCGAGGUAGCCUCCCUCGGAGUCACCACGUUCACCCUGUGUGCCCUCUGCAUCGACCGCUUCCGUGCUGCCACCAACGUGCAGAUGUAUUACGAGAUGAUCGAGAACUGCACCUCGACGACGGCCAAGCUGGCCGUUAUCUGGGUGGGCGCACUGCUGCUGGCCCUGCCAGAGGUGGUGCUGCGCCAGCUGGCCAAGGAGGACCCAGAAUACAGCGGCAGCCCGCCCGGGGAGCGCUGCGUGGUGAAGAUCUCCACCGCGCUUCCUGACACCAUCUACGUCUUGGCUCUCACUUACGAUGGGGCAAGACUCUGGUGGUACUUUGGCUGCUACUUCUGCUUGCCUACCCUUUUCACUAUUACCUGCUCCCUGGUAACUGCGAGGAAAAUCAGGAGGGCGGAAAAGGCUUGCACGAGGGGGAACAAGCGACAAAUUCAGCUGGAGAGCCAGAUGAACUGCACAGUGGUGGCUUUGACCAUUUUAUAUGGGUUUUGCAUCAUUCCUGAAAAUAUUUGCAACAUUGUGACUGCCUACAUGUCCACAGGGGUCUCUCGGCAGACUAUGGACCUCCUCCAUCUCAUUAGCCAGUUCCUUUUGUUCUUUAAGUCUUGUGUUACCCCAGUUCUCCUUUUCUGUCUCUGCAAACCAUUCAGCCGGGCCUUUAUGGAGUGUUGCUGUUGCUGCUGUGAUGAAUGCAUCCAGAAGUCUUCAACAGUGACAAGUGAUGACAAUGACAAUGAGUACACCACAGAACUGGAACUCUCCCCUUUCAGUACCAUCCGUCGCGAAAUGUCCACUUUUGCCUCUGUGGGGACUCACUGUUAAUUGUCCUUAGGAGUUUAUUCCCUGUAUCUUUUUCCCUUUAUUUUUUUUUAACUUCAUAUGUUUCUUCUUGAAGCAAAAUGCAAGAAAAAAAAAUAUGAAAACUACUUUGGAAACCAAUCUGCAUAAUAACAGUCAUGCUCUGGAAAAUAAUUUGUUUGGUUAUUAAGAUGAAAGAGAGAAGGAGAGCCAGCACUCAGUUUUAAAUCAUAUUUUGUAUGGUGCUAGGAUUUUAUUGUUGGGGGAGGAGAAUCCAUAUCAAUCCACUUUUAUUUAAUUCCGUAGUAUUUUUUUGAUAAUCACUGUAAAACAAUUAUAUAGGCAUCGUUGGGUUUGCAAGAUGUUUCCUGUAAAAGAUGUGGUCGAAAGUAUUUGAAGGUAGUUUUAAUCUAAUUACUGUGAGUUAUUGUGAGAGGACUCGGACUUCAGAAAAUUUAUAAAGUAGCAUAAAAAUAAAUGAGGUAUUAUUCUUUAACUUCAUUGUCAAUCUGCAUUUAACAAGGACACCUCUAAGUAGUAUUAAAUUCCUUUAAUAAGUAAAAAAAAAAAGGCUUUGCAUAAAAUAACUUAAAUGGCCAUAUUUAAUUUACCAUUUGUGUACUUACCCUUGGAGUUUAUAAUUACAGUAUUUAAUGAAAAGGGUCAUAAUGUCAUUAGACUUACAUGAGUGGGGUUUUUUUUAAUGUAUAUUACAAAAGUUCAAUGUGCCUCAUUGAAAAUUUCCUUCUUAACCUGCAGGUAUACAAAAUCUGAGUUAUUUUGUACUUCUUAACAAAAAAAAAAAAAUUUGGUUUCUCACUAAAAUUUGUCUUGUGUGGUUUUAAAAUCAAGUUUCUUUGCAUUUUCUUAUUUGUUUCACAUGGAGAUGAUGUCCUUAGUCUCUGUAUGUACAGCUCCUACUGGCUUCAGUGAGACUCCCAUUGCAGAGGAAGGCAUUUUUUAGCCAGAGGUUUGCUGACAAUAAGUGUGAGGGACUGAAGCAUGGAGAGUGAAUUCCUUGUUU
Molecule: messenger RNA, 2668 nt
Organism: Chaetura pelagica (chimney swift)
Lineage: Eukaryota; Metazoa; Chordata; Aves; Apodiformes; Apodidae
Gene: GPR37
Product: G protein-coupled receptor 37 (endothelin receptor type B-like)
Exons: 3
Coding region: 1-1668 (555 amino acids)
Biological process (GO): adenylate cyclase-inhibiting G protein-coupled receptor signaling pathway; positive regulation of MAPK cascade
Cellular component (GO): plasma membrane; signaling receptor complex
Molecular function (GO): prosaposin receptor activity; G protein-coupled peptide receptor activity
Source: RefSeq, a predicted model, not a curated record